AUGUUUGCAACUUUUUUCUCAGGAUGUGACCAAGUGAAUCUGUUGCUACGAGAUUUAGUCAACACCGCAGUACUUUCCCACGUCAAAGGAGGAGCCAUGAUCGACCUGAGCCACCUGACAGAGGAGGAGCAGGAGGCGAUCAUGACGGUGCUGAGGAGGGAUGCCGAGCUUAAGAAGGCAGAGGAAGAGAGAGUCAGGAAACUGGAGAAAAUCCUGAACACCGGCUCACAGUUAGACUCAAAGAAGAAGUACCUGACAGGAGAAUGGUUUUACGAGGCCAAGUCUCGCAGACACAUGGACAAGAUCCACGGCUCGGAAAUCAUCCUGGCCUCCAUGAAACCCAGGAAGGCUGGUUUAGACUCUCCAAGACUGGAAAGACCCAAAACACCCAACAGUCGAGGUUCAGACAUCGUCGCUCCACCAAAACCUGCCAGGUGUUUAGUAGCUCUGCAGCCACAGGAGAACAAAGAUGCACAAAAAGAGACUGUGAACUCAGUAGUUCGCUCUCCAAGAAUGCCCAGGCAUAACCCUUUCAACCGAGCAUCCCUCAUUGUUGUCGACCCACCUGAAAAUAGCAUCGAUACAGCAAGCAGUCCACACCAGGAGACAUCUGAGACAGAGCCCAUACCUCCACAAAAGACUGCCCCUGCUGCAGAGUCCACACAGAGCUCAGGGGGCUCCAUCACAUCCGAGGGCUCGUCAGCCGGGUUCAAGCCUGUACCAAAGAAGAGGACAUUCCUUCCAAGACAGACAAAGACAGAAAAUGCUGGGACAGGGUCAGAGGCUCAGGUCACGUCAGCAGGAGUUAUUCCUGCCCCAAGACAGAGCCUCCAACGAGGGUCCAGUGGUAGCUCCAACCAGUCAAAUCAAAGGGGCACGGAUGAAAUGCCUAGGAAAAGUGAGGUUUCUGAACAGGUAUCUCAGUUUUCAUCCAUAUCUCAAGAUGAAAACUCCCAGCCACCGACUGAUAACAUAUCAAAGGUUAUGUCUAGCUCCAGCCUGGAAAGAGAAAGAAGUCCAUCAUCCGUAAAAAGAGAAGGGUCUAUAAAUGACUCCCCUGACCUUACAAAUGAAAAGAAAUUACUGUUUGAUUGCAGUCCAGCUGCAUCAGCAAUGAGUGAUGGCUCCACUGACAGAAAGGUCCCACAGAAAAGUGGUGAGCAAAAUGGUCAGACACAAGUUCAACAUCCAGCAAUGAAUAAGCUCCUCCAGCGCAUCGGCAGCAUUCAGGAUACAGACCAAGACACCUGCAGCAGUGUGGGAACAUCGACAAGACAGGGAGAGCUGAGCUUGCCUCAAAGCACUGCAGACCCAGAACCUCCAAUAUCAUAUGAUCUCAACUUCAUUGACAAGUCAGACGUGCAGCUGCAGCCAAAAUCAAGUCAGAAUGGCACAUUUAAAUUAUCCACCCAGGCCACCAGUCCCACUGGUGAUGAAGAGGACUCCAUUGCAAAGGUGCUAGACUGGUUCAACCGCAGCACAGAUAGCAAUGAUUGGCUGAACACAGACGAUGGUCCAGAGGUGAAAAAAAGCUCUGACAAGCACAGUGAAGUCGGAAAACUCAGAGGGGAAGAUGUCAGGGAAGUUGUAAGUGAUCAAAAGAAGGACAAUUAUAAAAUGAAGAGUGAUCUCAAUCAGGGAAAAACCCAUGGUGGUGAAGGGUUAAGAGCCACAGACAAAGUAGGCAAAGAGAAAGUGACCAAAAAAGCAAAAAAAGAGGCAAAGGAGGAAACAAGAGAUAGGGUAUGGUCACAGAGGGAUGAAGAUAUGAACAAUGAAAGUGAAUUGCCCCAAAUCUCUCUUCUUAAGACAUUCUGGGAGAAAAACAACUCUGGCCCAAAAAUACUCAUCGGCAAAUCAAAUAAGCCAGACGAUAAAGAUCAAAAACCUGCAGAGAUAGAUAGAGAAGAACUGAACACAACUCACAGAGUGUCUGAUAUUCCCUGUAUGCCUGGGAUGAACAAGCGUGCACCCAAUCAUGAGGAUGACAGAGAACAACAGCUGGUCAUCAGUCUGCAGAAGGACGCUAGAGAUAAAGAUUACUUGAUCAAUAAUCAGAAAGGUGAUAUUCUGGAGAUGUUUACUGCCAAGACAAUGAGCAAUCAUGACUCGACACACAACUCCAAUUAUUCCAAGUUUGCAGCCAAUCCUCAAGUAGCUGACAGGAGAGGCUCUGACACAGAGAUUUUAAGUGUAACCAGAUUGAGUCCAAAGCCAAGAAAAUCCACUGAUUUCAGACUGAGUCCAGAGAGUGAGACCAACUCCUUGGGAACCCAAAAGCAAGCUGAACUGUCCAGGACUGUCCCGGUCUCUUUGAUAAAUACAAAUACAGAUUUACACUCAGUGGAAAGUCCAGACUCAGAGAAGCUCUGUUCAUUGAGGAACAGCUCAUAUGCUGACUACAAACAAGGUGGGAAUGACUUACAAACACAAAUGCAAAGAGGUUUGAGCGAAGGUACAAAGAGCAGGGACAGUGAGGAUGGCAGCAUGCAAACAAGUGCAUCUCCAAAAGGAAAGCAGAAUAAAGUAAACAGCCCUCACUUAAACAGACAAGGUGUACCACCUCAGGAAAUCCCUGCAGAUAGGAUAAAGCAGCUCAAAUCUUUCUGGGAGCAGGAGAGGAACAAGGCAACGUUUCACGUCGGCAAACCUAAACCCAGAGGUGAAGGCAGAGUUGCUCGAGGUGCAAAUCAGGCAAGACUGAAUAAAAGAUUUACAAAAUCAGAGGUUGACUUGAGGUCAAUUGUAAACGAAUUCAGCAGUGAUGAGGAAGACUCAAAUAGAAAUAAUCCAAAUUUUACUGUUCUGCCAUUGAAUCAGAGGAUGGAGAAGUCAUCUCCUAGUUUGGGUGUGAACAGAGUGCAGUUUAAAACUCUGCGUGAGUUCUGGGAUGAGGCCACAGCAGACAGUAAGGGGUCAUUUCCUUCUGACAAACCUAAAAGCCCGAAAAGGAAAGAGCCAAUAAAUGCCCAGCUGACAUCUCAGGAGUUCAAGUUUGAUCCUGAGCUGAAUCGUGUUUCAGCUGCUUUAGAGAAAACAAGACCUAGUGUCAGUAAAGAAUCUUCUCCCUCUAAAAAUCGAUCAAUGUCUCACGAUAGACAGGUGGGGUCAAGAGCAGUCAAUGACAGCAAAAACAGCUCUAAGAGCUCAAAGGACUCCAGCAGAGAGGAGAAAUACUCAAAACCACAAACCAGUUCAGGAAAAGAAAGUUGCUCUCCUAAGAGCAGAAAGGACAGUCGUUCCAAUUCAAUGCGCCGAGCCACAAGCAUGUUUGCUCUGAGUGUUCCUGACCAAAAAAAUCAAAUCCAGCUUAAAAUAGAUGUCAGCCCUGUUCACUCUCAGAGCAGAAAGCCGAGGAAGAACAUGGAGGACAUGCUGAGAAGAACAUCCGAGGACUCCGACACCAUGACUCCCAGGGCACGAGCGUAUGUUCCCAGAGACUACAGUCAUUACCUCGGCAUGACGGAUAAAACCAGCGUCCACACCUCCCCCGUCCAGACUUGUAAGGACGAGGAGUCAGAUAGAAAGUUUGGACAUGAGUUUGACCUUGGUGGGCCAGUGAGGGCCAGCACUCCGGUCAGCUCAGAGGAGCGGUACAGCAAGAGGGGGAGCAAGUCGAAUCAUCGCCCCCUGUGGGCAACCUAUAGCUCAGACACAGGCCAGGACUCCUCUGUGAGCAGCAUGUCCGAAACCUGGUCCAUCUCCAGGAGCAGCUCAAACCGCGAUAAUGACGAUGAAAGUCAAAACCCUGUAAGGAAAGCGUUGAGACGAGCAGAAAUACGGCCCAAAAACCUGGCUAAAAGUUUGGAGGACAUCACAGGAUCGUUGCCACCAAGACAAGAAAGAAGGCAAGAUCCCACUGAGAGACACAUCAGUGAUGUUUCCUCCAUCCCACCCCCUUCCUCCUCCAUAUACUCAGACCCAGAACACCUGAAGAAGAUGAGCAAAUCAGUUCCCUCGUUCUUACAGAAGGAGGACGUUGGCACUGACACUGACUCCAACUAUGAGGAUAAUAACCACAGAGGAAGCCUAAUGUCCGGCAGCUCCCUCACUAACCUCACCAGCUCCUCUGGCAGGGCAUCUUUGGUAUCUUCUCUGAGUGGAAGCGUGAUGACCAUUCACAGUGCAGACUUUGGCAGUGUGGAGGUUCAAGGAAGCAUCCAGUUCUCCAUCAACUACGUUCAAAAGAUCAGAGAGUUUCACAUCUUUGUGGCUGAGUGCAGAGACUUGGCAGCAGUCGACCCAAAGAGGGGUCGAUCAGACCCGUAUGUGAAAAGCUACCUAGCUCCUGACAAAGCUAACCUGGGAAAGAGGAAAACCACUGUAAAAAAGAAGACACUAAAUCCAACUUUCAACGAGAUUCUCAGAUAUCGAGUUCGUAUGGAGUAUCUCAGAACCCAGACGCUCAUUCUUUCAGUGUGGCAUAACGACACCUUUGGCAGGAACAGUUUCCUGGGUGAGGUAGACGUGGACCUCUCCAAGUGGGACUUUGACCACACCCAGAUGAACUACUUAGCUCUGAAAGCAAGGACUACACCCACUCUAGCACCGUCAAAUGGCCGGGGAGAGAUGAGACUGGCAAUACGUUUCCUGCCUCAGAUCAUUCACAGUGCAGGAUUGGUAAAGGAGAGUCAAAACACUGGGGAGAUACACAUCUGGGUGAAAGAUUGCAAGAACCUGCCUCUUAUUAGAGCCACCAUUGACCCAUAUGUUAAGUGCUACGUGCUGCCAGACACGAGCAGGAAGAGUCGUCAGAAGACACGUGUGCUGCGUAGGACAGUAGAUCCAGUGUUUAACCACACAAUGGUUUACGAUGGAAUCAGAGAGGCUGAUCUUGCAGAAGCCUGUGUGGAGCUGACUGUCUGGGACAGAGACAGGCUGGCCAGUAACCUGCUAGGAGGCCUGAGACUUGGUCCUGGGACAGGCAGAAGUUAUGGAGCACUGGUGGACUGGAUGGACUCGACCCCCUAUGAGGUGGCCCUUUGGGAUCGCAUGAAGGCCAGCCCAAAUGAAUGGGUGGAGGACGUACUCCCUUUAAGGAUGCUGAACUCUUCCAAAGCUGCUUUCAAAUAACAAAAAGUAUAACAACUGAUAUCAGGCAAAGACAGCGUAUUUGUAAACACAGUAAAUGAUUUGUUCUAAAGAUCCAGUGCACUGAUGAAAACUCUGCUAUGAAAAUCUCACUAGACUCAUGAUAAAUAAUAGACGUGUGAAUAUUUUGAAUCAAGCUUACUUAAUUUGACCAACAUCAACAACGAGAAAUGUGAUAGCAAACCUUGAUAAUAAUACAAAAACAAUAUUUAUGUUGUGAUGUUCAAGCUUCUAAAAUGAUUAUAUUGGAAUGUCCUCCACAGUUAGAGUGGAUUUAUGUUACAAUGAACUAAAACAGAAAACUUCUGUCAUCUUGGAUAGUUUUCUAAUUUUUAUUAAUAUUUUUUCACACAACGCCUUGAAGCUUAUACCUGCAAAUUUGCAGAUCUCUAUAAUUAACUGAAUUUUGAACUUUUAAGUACUGGGGUCACUUUACUUUGUAUUUUCUUUGCACUGGACCUUUUAAACCAAGGCUUUUUAGAGUACUUUAAAAGGUACCUAAUCUCAAACUGUUUAUCAGAGACACUAUGUUUGCUAUUCACUCUGAAACAUUGCUAAGACUAACACUUAGCUUGACAGUAUUGUUAAUAAGUCGAAUUUCACAGCAUAAUUUACACGAUGAACUGCACUUAACUGUUAAAGCA
Messenger RNA from Cheilinus undulatus (humphead wrasse), 5735 nucleotides. RefSeq names its product synaptotagmin-like 2b (gene sytl2b). The record is from RefSeq and is a predicted model, not a curated record. Bases 1 to 5073 code for a protein of 1690 amino acids. The transcript is spliced from 18 exons. NCBI's taxonomy places the organism in Eukaryota, Metazoa, Chordata, Actinopteri, Labriformes, Labridae. Gene Ontology annotation, molecular function: neurexin family protein binding; small GTPase binding. Gene Ontology annotation, biological process: intracellular protein transport; exocytosis. Gene Ontology annotation, cellular component: exocytic vesicle; plasma membrane.